AUGAUUUCCAAGAAGCGAACAGUUACUGAAGAAAAUCGUGUGAUGCAGGAAAAGUGGAAAAUAUCUUACUUUUUUGCUGAAGUGAAUGGAAAACCAACUUGUUUGAUUUGCAACCAAAUUAUAGCGGUGUCAAAAGAAUAUAACAUUCGGCAACAUUACACAAGCACUCAUGCUUCAAAGUAUGAUGUGUAUAGUGGAAAACUUCGUGAAGAAAAAGUAAAGACGCUAGAACAGUCUCUCAAAAGGCAGCAGUCAGUGUAUCAGCGUGUUCAUGAAGCCAGUGACACUGCAGUACGGGCAAAAAGAGUAAAUGAACUGUCAGAAAAUCUUAAUAGUCAGCUCAAAGAAAAAGUUGCUAAAUUUGUAGCAUUUUCUGUAGCAAUCGAUGAAAGUACAGACAUUACUGACAUAGCUCAACUAGCAGUGUUCAUACGUGGUGUUGAUGAAAAUAUGCAGGUAACUGAAGAAUUUGUGGAAUUAGUACCAAUGAAAGGAACAACAACAGGGGAUGAUAUAUUUGUGAGUUUGACUGGUGCACUUGAUAGGAUAGGUGUUGACUGGAAGAAAACUGUGAGUCUGACAACAGAUGGAGCAUCUCAAAUGGUUGGUAGAAAGGCUGGCGUGACAGCAAAGUUAAAGGAAAAACUACUCACCCUGAAUUCAGACCAUCAAAUUCACAGUGUUCAUUGCAUAAUUCACAGGGAAGUGCUUUGCAGAAAAAUAUUAAAGAUGGAUCACGUUAUGGAUGUUGUUGUCAAGGCAGUAAACUUUAUACGAGCGCGAGGUCUGAACCACAGACAGUUCAACUGCCUAUUGGAGGAAACUCACUCUCACGGUCUGCCUUAUCACACUGAUGUUCGUUGGUUAAGCCGGGGAAUUGUGCUGAAGCGCUUUUAUGAAUUAAGAAGUGAAAUACAAAGUUUCAUGCAUAACAAAGGAAGAAAUGUCCAGGAACUGAAAGACUAUGAUUGGCUUCAAGAUUUAGCCUUCAUGGUAGAUAUGACAGAACACUUGAAUUUGCUCAAUACAAGACUGCAAGGUCGCAAUAAAUUGGUGACAGACAUGCAUGAGUCCAUUCGUGCUUUUGAGGUGAAGCUCAAACUUUUUGAACGUCAACUAGCAGCGAAUAAUGCUGCACACUUUCCUACACUGAAAUCAUUGCAAAGCACACCUGAGUUUCGUGGAAUUAUCAGCAGAGAAAAGUACUGCAACAUGAUUUCCAAGUUACUGAACGAAUUUGGAGAAAGAUUUGCAGACUUAAAGAACCUUGAGAGUGAUUUCUCGAUCUUUCGAAAUCCUUUCGCUGCAAAUCCUGAUGAGACACCAGAGGAUAUUCAGUUAGAACUAAUUGAUCUUCAGUGCGAUUCUGCGUUGAAGGAAAAGUUCUCAAGUGUUGAUAUUGGUACAUUCUAUCAAUAUGUUGGGCCAAGAUAUCCUCGAAUCAAAUGUUUGGCAUCAAAGAUUAUGUCAAUGUUCGGCAGUACCUAUGUCUGUGAGCAACUCUUCUCACUGAUGAACUUGAACAAGUCUGGACUCAGGUCUCGGCUCACUAAUGAACACCUCAACUCAACACUGAAAGUAGCCAUUGCUCAGUCUCUGGCGCCAAACAUAGACGAACUUGUACAGACCAAGAGGUGCCAAGUUUCUGGGAGCAGCACGACCAGGAAUUAA
Scylla paramamosain (green mud crab) is the source of this 1671-nucleotide messenger RNA. RefSeq names its product general transcription factor II-I repeat domain-containing protein 2-like. Bases 1 to 1671 code for a protein of 556 amino acids. Gene Ontology annotation, cellular component: nucleus. The transcript has 2 exons. The record is from RefSeq and is a predicted model, not a curated record. NCBI's taxonomy places the organism in Eukaryota, Metazoa, Arthropoda, Malacostraca, Decapoda, Portunidae.